This is a messenger RNA of Paramormyrops kingsleyae, 1053 nucleotides long. The record is from RefSeq and is a predicted model, not a curated record. NCBI's taxonomy places the organism in Eukaryota, Metazoa, Chordata, Actinopteri, Osteoglossiformes, Mormyridae.
UCUUCCAUUGUAGUUUCCUUUUUCAGUCAUGCUAGAAGAAAACGGAAGUCAGCCAUGUACAGAAGAAUUACCGCGUCGUGUAUCAUCCUGUUCAUAUUAAUAAAUGGAUUUAAAAAUGAGACCCUUAAACAGACAGGAUUUCUGGGGAAAUCCGUCACCUUACCAUCUGGAGUGAAUGAGACUGGGAAAUUUACCACAAUAGAAUGGUCAAUCUUAGCAAAAAAUAAUACUUACAUUGCAAGGUUUUCUGGAGGCAAUGUAAAAUACUAUCAACAACAGAGAGACCGUCUGAAACUCGACACAACAACUGGGGAUUUAGAGAUCAGGGACCUGCGCAGGGAGGAUAGUGGCACAUAUACAGUCCAUGUAAGAAAAUCAGAUAAAAUCCAAUGGAAUAAUAAAGUCAACCUUUCUGUACAAGAGAAGCUUCCAGAACCCAGUAUAACUGUCACUAAUAGGAAAAUAGAAUAUGGCAUGUGUAAGAUCUUGCUGACAUGUUCAGUGAAAAGUGAAACGACCACCAUUACCUAUGGUCCAGAGGGCUUUCCUCAUGGCUGCGAAUUCAAACCUCUGCGCUAUGCUACCACGGGACGGGAGGCAGAAGCAUGGUGCAGUCCCAUACAGGACGUGAACAUCACCUGCACUGCCAGUGACAGUGUGAGCACCACUGCUUCCACAGUGAGAACAGGAUGUUCAAGAACUGAUCCAGUUUUCAUCUGUAGUGCAGGGUGUGGCAUCAUGUGCUUUUUUGGGGGGGUGAUAAUAACAGCAGCUGUUUGCAUCGUUUUAUACAUAAAAUGUGAUGCCCGCUCUGGAUUCGUUAGAACACCAUGGGCAAGAUUAAGAGAGCGGCUACCCAGAAGAUGCAGAUACAUCCUGGCAAGAUCUGAGGAAGAAUGCUUCCCUGGGGACAUCCACCCAUUUUCUGAAACAGCCUGUCCUAAUGAGGGUUGCGGGGAGCCUAUGGGCGGAAGGCAGGGAACAACCCAGGAUGCACCAAGAACCAGCCAUGAGCCCACAACUCCAGAAUCGGCAGGUAGGAUUACUCAUUGA